AUGGAGACGCAGAUAUGGAAGAAGGACGGAUGCCUACAGAUUUCCCGGGAUCCUGUGCCACCAGGUGAGUGGGAAAUCCGACAAGCAUUUAUCCAGGCACCAUGGUGUUCAUUGAAGACCGUCAAACGCCGAGGAGAACGCACGACAAGCCGUGACAGACACAUUGAGUGUGGAAAGGAGUGCCAGAUGGGCGACGACGACAUGUCCACCGUGUACGUAACCGAACUCAGGGGUAUCGAAAUGGCCCUGGAGAUGAUCUAG
Molecule: messenger RNA, 261 nt
Organism: Penicillium samsonianum
Lineage: Eukaryota; Fungi; Ascomycota; Eurotiomycetes; Eurotiales; Aspergillaceae
Exons: 2
Coding region: 1-261 (86 amino acids)
Source: RefSeq, a predicted model, not a curated record